Molecule: messenger RNA, 2109 nt
Organism: Equus caballus (horse)
Lineage: Eukaryota; Metazoa; Chordata; Mammalia; Perissodactyla; Equidae
Source: RefSeq, a predicted model, not a curated record
AUGGAGCAGGAGGCGAGGGUGUCCUCCCAGAACAACAGCAAAGACCUGGAGGUCAGGAGCGGGGACCUGUUUGGGCCACAAGCACGGCAUGUGCACCUGACACACAGGUCCCGUGUCCAGCUCCCCAGGUGUGUAACACUCAUGGGAACAUUGGUUGUGAAGGCUGAAGAGGAGCUGGUCCGGGGAGAAGGGGUGGAAGGUCAUGCUGCCCUGGGUGGAAAACAAAGCUUAAAUGAGCGGAGGCAGAGGAGGACAGAUGUGGAAGGCUGCGGCACGAACUCGGGGACGAGCGGGUCCGCGGCCGCCCCGCCCGCCCGCAGGGAGCCCGCGCCCAGGACGGCAGGACGGACACGGCCGCGCCCCGCGGGGAGGCGCCGCGCCGCUCGGGGCACCGGUGUCGCCGCCGCGCACGGCCACUCGUGCAGGAGCGACAGCGCCGCCGAGGGCGCAGCGCCCGCCCCGACCCGGGAAACGGCCCCGGCCCCCUCGGCCCGCGAUCCCUUCCUCGCCCCGGGAGAGCGCGAACUCAGGUCCCGCGGCGGCCGGCCGGGCCCCGCCGUGUCCCCGCGGCCCGGGACACAAAGGGGACUCGCAGCCACGGUCGCGCGGGCGCUGAGCAUCACCAGCACUAGCAAGGCAGUAGCUUGCGCAGUUAUCUCCACAGCGGGCAGUGUCACAACCCGACCAACAGCACAAACUACUACCUCAGCCAGGGCCAUGGUGUCGGGCGGCCGCGCCGCGCUGCUCCGUCCUCCUGCUCCGCCGCCGCCUCCUCCCCGCCGCCCGCCCGCCGGCUCGGGACCCGGGCGCGCCCCACGCCGGCCCGACGCUCUGGAAGGGGAGGCGGGCGGGGCUCGCCGCGGCCAGCCGCGCCCUCCACGCCCGGGGCCCUCCGGGCAGGAGACGGGCGGCGAGAGCGCGCGGACGCCGCGGGAGGCACAAAGCGCCCCGCCCGCCGCCGCCGCCGCUUCGGGCCGGCCCGCCGCCUCCCGCCACGUCCCGGCUGCGCCGCCGCGCCCCUCCCGCCCGUCUGCGCGCUGGGGGCCGGGCCUCCGCCCCGCGCCCGCCGGCCCUCCGCGCGCGAACGCCCGCCCGGGGCGCUGCCCCAGAGGCGUCCGCCGGACAGCGCGGAAGUCCCGGGCCCCGCGGCCGCCGCAGCCUGCGGGGCAGCGGCGGCCACCUCUGCAGGAGGCGGGCCUCAAACAAAGCAAGCCCCGGAGCCGGUCCGCGCGGCGGCGCGGCGGGGACACACGGCCCGGCCCGCGCGCCCGGCCGCUGUGCGUGAGGACGAACCAUAGAGAUCCCUUAAGGCGGCGCGCGGCCCACCACGUGACCGCCGCCGGCCGCCCCCCGCGCCGCCAUCUUACAUCCGGGAGCGCCGCGGCGGCCCCUUCCCCACCUCGGAAGCUUCGACUGGCACGAGAACUCAGCUCCGAGAGGGGGUACCCCGGUUCCACGUCACCAAAGCGCUCGAGCUGCGGGCCGUGCCCCCCACCCCGCUUCACCGGGCACUGUGGAGGCCCUCACUUCCCCGGUCUCUGCCCGCAAAAAAGAUGGCGGUACUCACCGCCGUCGAAGGGGACACGUUGUGCCCGGCCAGGGCAUUCUUAUUAGUCAUCACGCUCCUGAAAAUCCAGACUGCACAUAACAAAAGUAAGGAAUGGAGGAAUUGAAGAGUGUUCGGACUUGGGACUGACCUUGUGCCGGGACUUUGAUCGUUGCUUAGAGGCCAGAGGACUAAUGUUCAGACUCCAAAACCUGGCAACGACGCAGAAAGGACAUCCAUGUAUAAUUCCUUUUCGGAAAAGUAAGAUUUUUCUCGUUUUUAAACCAGCACAAUAGAAUUUUGGAUAACAGAUUCGCUCAGCCAAGAGUCUCACUGCAAAUUAAAGAUUAGGUUCCUUUCUAAUAUUCUAUUAAUAUCUAAUAUCUAAUCUAAAGAAUAGAUUCCUUUCUAUUUUAUAUGAUAUUGCUGAUGGGACACUAAUUGAAGAACAAGUUUUCAAAUUAAAAAGCAUCCUGCCUGACAUGUUUCAAAAUAAAUAACAUUUGUAUGUAAUUUGCAAAUUCAGAAAAUAAAAUACACUCCGAUGUGUGCUCUGACUGACA